This is a messenger RNA of Yamadazyma tenuis ATCC 10573, 643 nucleotides long. NCBI's taxonomy places the organism in Eukaryota, Fungi, Ascomycota, Pichiomycetes, Serinales, Debaryomycetaceae. The record is from RefSeq and is a predicted model, not a curated record.
UACUGAUACUCACUAAAUCCUCCUGUUAGCAGCAUGAUUGUGGUGCUCGUGCUUGUGCUACUAGUGGUGUCAUCGUUUCUUCUCAACACCGGGUUCGAGUAUCAAGGUAAGAUACUCGUCUGUGUGUCUACGAUACUCUUGGGCAUCCAUAGGCUCAUCACCUUUUCAGAAGAAGAGAAGCUCUCUCUUUGAAGAGCAAAGUCGGUGUGGUUUUAUGAGAGGUUUGGUCGUUGCCUUGGCCGUUAAGGGGGUUCCUAGUAUUGGCUGUUCGGGUGUGGUCUAGUGUUUUUUUGCAACUUCGCUCAUUGAUUGUACUAUGUGCCCAGAGCUAUGGGCAAGGUGUUGACGAAUGGUUAUUUUGGCAGUGGUGCGAAUAAAACGACGCGGUGGUCAGCCGGUGAAUAUUGGGUUAUUUGUACCGCCAGGCCCUUUUAUGCCCUCGGGCAAGAAGGUGAAAUGUGUUCAUAGGUAUUCAAUUCACAGUAAUAGCACUACAGCGCUGAUGAUAACUUGUGCGCACCUAAACUUUAAUCAAUUGGUGUGGUCCACAGGAAUUAUGAAUUUACUAAUUCUUUUAUUAUACAAUUAUUCUGCAAUAGACAACAACAAGAAUUGUGUCAUGUAAGAUCAAUUACACAUAAAA